AUAUAAAAUGUAUUGUAUCUGCACUUAAAAGAGACACUUGUUGAAUGUAGCAGAGUCUGAACACAGCGGACAACAGACAAAAUGUAACAACUGAAAAGGGAACAUCUGUAGACAAUAAUCGAUUAUGGUCUGUCACUGCAUUGAUGCAGAAUCGUCCAGGUGCGCAGCGCCAUGCAUCGAUGCCGCGAUUCAGUUGGACACCCCUAGUUACAAAAUAUACGUUUCAGUGACACGCGGGACAAGAACAGGGACACCAACCCCGGUCUCUUGGGUGAAAGUCCUGUUGUUUUAAAGUCGGUCUCUACACAGUAUUGAUCAGGAGAUAUUAAACAUGAUAUAAAGUAUGCACUGUCCUGUCAUGGGCGAGGGUUUUCUUUCUGCUCAGGUUGAAAUAACGGCUUCCACCUGGCGUUCGGAUGUGACCGAGUUGGUUACGACAGUUAUGGAAAUUCACACAACUCCUACCCCUGCGACUCCACCUAUAACCGCCCCUGCAGCUGAAACCAGGGCUACCUUUGCUGAGGUUUUAACCGAGAUGGUGACGACUCCUGCCCCUAGCCCUGCCCCUGUGACUCUAUCUCCAGGAGCUGAAGCCUGGACUCCUCUUCCUCUUGUGACAGAGGCAGUGACUAAGGGCAUCGACCAGGACGAUGGAGCUUUUGCACCCCUAAUCGGAGGGAUCGUCUGCAUCGCGCUCCUGCUGGUUAUCUGCAUCAUACUGGUGUUGCUGUGGCAUUUGUCCAGACAUAAAGGCUCGUACAUCACCAACGAGAUGGACGACGAGGAUAUGGACGACGAGGAGUCCGUCGGCUCUGAUACGGCGCUCCAAAGCAGGGGACCUCUGGAGACCAAAGAGGACGUAUAAAGACAAAAACAGAAA
Molecule: messenger RNA, 880 nt
Organism: Etheostoma spectabile (orangethroat darter)
Lineage: Eukaryota; Metazoa; Chordata; Actinopteri; Perciformes; Percidae
Product: cell adhesion molecule 1
Exons: 3
Coding region: 344-865 (173 amino acids)
Source: RefSeq, a predicted model, not a curated record